Molecule: messenger RNA, 1531 nt
Organism: Chelmon rostratus (copperband butterflyfish)
Lineage: Eukaryota; Metazoa; Chordata; Actinopteri; Chaetodontiformes; Chaetodontidae
Gene: clns1a
Product: chloride channel, nucleotide-sensitive, 1A
Exons: 8
Coding region: 340-1089 (249 amino acids)
Biological process (GO): spliceosomal snRNP assembly; cell volume homeostasis; chloride transport
Cellular component (GO): methylosome; cytosol; plasma membrane
Source: RefSeq, a predicted model, not a curated record
UCGUCUUUGAAAGUCGAUAUUGAGGAGCAGGCAGCGGGCAUCAGUAGCUUCAACAACAGUUUGUUAAAUUGUUUAUUUCCAGACUUGCCACCGAUAGUGUUAACUCUGAACGGCUCGGCUCGCUUUUGUUAGUCCCGGGGAAGAAACGCAGUAGUUUCUAGGAGUUUAUCCGCCUCCAGCUGUCGAGCAUUUGUUUACUGAGAAGUUAUCCCGGGUUAAAUUAGCAAGCUUUGUGGCACGAAAUAGGUCACGUAGCUUCUUGUAGACACCAGGGUGUGUUUGCUUUCCUCCCCCGCCGCCUCAUCCAGCGGGUACGCAGACGUAACGGUGUCCCCGACGAUGGUUUUCCUGAAAAACCUCCGUCCUCCCACUGAGGGAGUGCGGCAUGAGCAAGCCGAGACCACGGCGGUGAUGGACGGCCAGAAGCUGGGCUGCGGCACGCUGUACGUUGCCGAAACGCGCCUGUCGUGGUUCGAUGGCUCGGGGAUGGGUUUCGCUCUGGAGUAUCCCACCAUCGGUCUGCACGCCAUAUCCAGAGACGUCAGUGCUUACCCACAGGAACACCUGUACGUCAUGGUCAACGGCAAACUCGGGGACGAGAACGAGGCAGAAAUGGCAGAGAAAGCAGCUGAUGAUGAAGAGGACGACAGCAGUAACAGCAGUGAUGGUGAUGAUGAUGAGGAAGGAGCGAUCACAGAGAUUCGAUUUGUGCCCAGCGACAAGGCGGCAUUGGAGUCCAUGUUCUCAGCGAUGUGUGAGUGCCAGGCGCUGCACCCCGACCCAGAGGACGACAACUCCGACAACGACUUCGAAGGAGAAGAGUAUGAUGUGGAGGAGGCCGAGGCAGAGCACGGCCAUGCUGACAUCCCGACCUUCUACACCUGCGAUGAGGGUCUGUCGGCGCUCACGCAGGAGGGCCAGGCCACGCUGGAGAGGCUGGAGGGGAUGUUAGACCAGUCAGUCGCUCAGCAGUACCACAUGGCCGGGGUCCGAACUGAAGAAGCCAGUGCUGAAUUUGAAGAUGGGAUGGAGGUGGACGCUGCGGCGAUGGAGGCCGGUCAGUUCGAGGAUGCGGACGUCGAGCACUGAUGGAAGUCCCUCCAGCAGCCGGUCAAAGCACCAGUGUUGCAUCAUGGGAUUGGAGAAGAGGACAGCAGCACUUCUUUAAGGCUCUCAGCUCUUACUCGUACUCUCUUCCUGUUCCUCCCUGUCAAACAAACCUGUUCCCGUGUCCUUAAAGUCAACUUUGUAGUCUUUUGUAGCUUCCUACAUUUUCUCCUGUGUGUUGCUUUGGAGCUCUCGUGUUGCAUUGUCGGUUUUCUGUUCAUCCUUCUGUCGUCUCCAUCUCUAUUAAAUAUGCUGUAUGCAGCCAAGAACGCUACUGUAGACUAUUGAGAUGCAUCCCCAGGUCCCACUGUUGACUGUAAAAACAAAACACUGAUAUAUGUUGAUGUUUUGUACUUAACGACCAAUUUAAUAUCUAAUUUUCCUGCUGAGGAGAGUUAAUGUCUUUGUAUGAAAUUGUCAAUAA